Messenger RNA from Diospyros lotus (date-plum), 936 nucleotides. RefSeq lists its product as uncharacterized. The transcript has 2 exons. The record is from RefSeq and is a predicted model, not a curated record. Bases 458 to 922 code for a protein of 154 amino acids. Lineage: Eukaryota; Viridiplantae; Streptophyta; Magnoliopsida; Ericales; Ebenaceae.
UCUUCCGUCGGUACAAAUUACAGAAAUUGAAACCUUCUCCGCCAAUUCAUCUUCUUUUCUCUGAUCUUUCUUCUUCGCGAUUUUACAAUGACACUGCUAGUGCUAGCUCUCUGAAAUAAAUUUUGCAACUCUUGGUCCAGUCGUUCAUGCGUCGUUUUGUCCUGCUCUUAAUAAGUUUUAGAAGAGUUUUUGUUGCCUUAAACCAGAUCUGCUUUCAUCUUUUCUUGAUCCCAUUCACCGCUUUGGUGUUUGGUCUGGCAUUCCGAGAAUUUUUUCACCAUUGCAAUUCGAAUUCUUUGAUUAUAAAGUUAGAGUUUUUGUUUACACCAAAAGGAAAAAGAACGGAUUUUGUCCCUCUCUUUGAGCUUCAUUCCAAUGGAUUCCUCCCAUUUGAUAAUUGACAGACUUCAUAUAUUUUAAGUUUUGACUGUUUUGAAUUUGUGGGUUUGGCUUAAAAAUGGUAUCCGUGAAUCUGGGGAUGCUCCAUUAUGUGCUGGACCAUGUUUAUGGUGCGUUUGUGCACAGAACGAGGAUAAGCCCACCAUUUUUUUCCAGAGGAUGGGGCGGAAAUAAGCUUGAGCUUUUGGAAAGAAUGAUUAAGCAAUGGUUCCCGUAUGUUGAUGGAGAGAACUGGCCUCCUGUAUUGGUUGAACCCGUUUGGAAAACAGUUUGGGAAUCCAAGAGUGCUGUUUUGAAAGAAGGGAUUUUUAGGACUCCUUGUGAUGACGAACUUCUUAGUGCAUUACCUUCUGAGAGUCACACUGCUAGGGUUGCUUUUCUUGCCCCCAAAUUUGUGCCUUCCCAGAGUUUGGCUUGUGUAGUUCACUUAGCAGGCACUGGGGACCAUUCUUUUGAACGAAGACUGAGACUUGGUGGACCAUUGCUGAAGGAGAAUGUAGCAACUAUGGUGCUUGAGAGGUAGAGUAAAUGGUGCCC